AUGGGUGCAUUGUUACUUCAACGAUUCGAAGUUGAUACGGAUACUAUUAGCUGGAUCAAUAACUGGAGACAUGCCGUGGAAUCGUUGAAUAAUAUUUUAACAUUACCAGAAUCAGAUCUAAGGAACAGAUUAUCUGAUGAUCGACAAAUUUUAGAGCUUGUUGACAACUUUCUUGAUAUUUUUCCGAAAAGUUGGCGAAAAGAUGAAGCGUUAAGCAUGGCACUGAAUAAAAAUCUUCAAUCGGAUCAUGGAGAAGAAAUUCGUAACCUAAUUAUUGAAAUGUAUACAAAAAUUUUGAUGCUUUUUAUGAAACUUGCUAAAGAGUUUGUUGGCAGACAAAACCGUCAAAAAAGUACUCUUUUCGAUUUAAAUCGAUUAUUCCGUGCAAUUGUGAUAUUUAAAACAUCAAAUCGAAGUGCUAUCGAAAAUAUUGUCACAGAAGCAUUUGAUACAAAGCAGUUCACAGAAAAGGAUGUUGAAACAUUUAUCAAAAUUAUGGAACAAGAAUUAAACGAUUAUAAUAAUGAUGUUGCAUUUUCUGAAACCAAUAUUAAUAAAUUGGAAAAAUUUUUGGAAAAGUGUUUGAUUGGAUUUGAAGGAUUAACACUUGUUUCAUCAUUAUUGCUUAAACAUCUAUCACAAGUGAUCUUAUGUGAUUUCUUGAAUAGCAUAGCUGUUUUGGUGGAGAAUUUGGAAGAGCAUUAUUGCAUGGAACAAAUGAUGAAUAUAUCAACAGAUUUGCGAAAAAAAUUUGGGAUAAUGUUGGCAUUGGUGGAUAACGUGAUAGCUUCGGCAUAUGCUCUUUUUCACACUUCAAUUGUCUGCAUUAAUUCAGUAGAUGAAUUAUAUACUGUUAUUGUUAAUUGCCUCCAAUACGAAAGGUUUAUUUUUUAUUACACUAUUAUUUACCCAAUCGAAGAAGUUCUUGAUCGAUGUGAUGAAGAGCAAAAGAUAUAUAUCAAUACUACUCUUGAGCAUAUCAGAGAGAAUUGUAUCGCGUAUGUUUUGGAACAACUGAAAAAGCGUGGUAUGCUUGCUAGCCUUGGAUCAUCGGCUACUCAAGAGGUACAGGAAAAAAUCGAUUAUCUGGCCGAACUUUUGCCUCACUUUUCGCCCCAAUUUAUCCAUUUAUGCUUGCGACAUUUCGGUUAUCAAACGGAACAAACAGCAAAUGCAUUGCUAAAUACUACUGAAUUACCGUUAGAUCUGCAAGCCUUAAUUUCGGUAGAAUUAAAAGCGGAAAGUGCGCCAAUGAUUGUUGACGGGUCGUCUCCUUUUUAUGAUUUUACUGAUGAUGAAAUUACCGACGAUAAAGCGAGGAUGCAAAGUCCAUUGAUUUGCAUGAAACCACUACAGCCAUCUACUAAUCUUACUAUUGCUCAAAGUGUUUCCGGAACAAAAACAGGAAAUAAUGGCCGGGAAAAUUUAAAAGCUGAAUUUGGCUUCGAAGCAUUUUUAGAGGGAAGAAAAAUGGAUGCACAAAUCAAAAAUAAGCCAUUACACACUGAAAUGUUUGAUGUGCCAGAUUCUGAAAAGGUUGCCCUGAGGCCAACCUAUGAACGAUAUCGUUAUACGAGAACAUCAUCGCCGGAAUUCAAUAUGUAUGAUGAUGAAUAUGAUGAUACAUAUGAUGAUCAGUACCAAAACUAUGAUUUGGAAUUCAGGGAUGGUGAUAUUGCGAUCGAGAAAGAUGGAAUUGAACCAAAUACGAAUCGUAUAGCAAUGCGUGAUGAAGUGGACGAUAAUGCAGAGAAUGAGGAGGAAAAGAAAACCGGAGUAGAUAAUGCAAGAAGGAAAAAACACUUAAAGAAUGAUCGAAAAGUGAUAAAUGCUUUUGUACCAGGUGAAAAAAAUCAGAAUAAUGCCUGUGCAAAGAGAGCCGAAGAGGUGGGACAUCCAUCAGGAAGUGGUUCUAACGAAAAACAUAAACCGGGAUAUACCGGUGGUCGGGACCGGCAGCUAAAAGAACGCCGUAAAGGUGAAUUCAGACGACGACAAGCUGACAAGAAGAUGCGUAGUGGGAUGUUCUGA
Cercopithifilaria johnstoni is the source of this 2031-nucleotide messenger RNA. The record is from the annotation of a GenBank genome assembly. Lineage: Eukaryota; Metazoa; Nematoda; Chromadorea; Rhabditida; Onchocercidae.